Molecule: messenger RNA, 894 nt
Organism: Suhomyces tanzawaensis NRRL Y-17324
Lineage: Eukaryota; Fungi; Ascomycota; Pichiomycetes; Serinales; Debaryomycetaceae
Exons: 1
Coding region: 1-894 (297 amino acids)
Source: RefSeq, a predicted model, not a curated record
AUGAGUGUCGCCACUUUGACCACCAACACCGUGCCAUUGGAGGACCUUACCGGCCUUGAUGCACCCUCGUUGAUCACAGAAGCCAAGUACAUCCUCGAGUUGAUCGAGCCCAACUGGAAAGCCGGCAAAAAGUACAAGUACACCACAGAUGCCAAUCUUCCCAUCUCAGUGCCUACUUUCAGCAACAGUCGCUUGAACGACGACACCUGGUACGCCAGAGUGUACGACUUCACCGAGUUUGGCGAUCCGUUGAAGGAGCGCUACCACCAGGCAUUGCUCCAGUACAUCAUCGGAUCGCUUACGGACUUCAAGCGCAGUCACACUGAGUACGAGAAGCACUACGUCAAGGAACUCUACGACUACGAGUUGACACCCUUCCAAUUGGCAGGUGCCGACCCCCAGUCAUUCACGUACUUGGCACAGUGCUACUACAAGUUCCCGUUCCCAUUGAAAAAGAGGGUGUUCUAUGAAUUGGUCCACAUCUAUAAACCUUCGGACAACGAGGCCUACGUGAUCUCGUUGGCCGUGCACCCCAAGAACUUCGAGCGUCCAGGCAUGGACUCCGACUUCACCCAGGGCAGAUACACCUCCAUCGAAAAGGUGACGUACGAGCCAGAAUCCAAGGAGUUGAAGUGGACCAUGGCCACCUGCUCGCAGCCAGGCGGAAAGGUGCCCCACUGGUUCACCCACGCCAACCUCGGAAGUGCCAUCUCCAAGGACGUGCCUCACUUCAUCAACUGGGUCGAUACUUUGAAGACCAACGAGGCGUUGCAGAUCAGAAGCUCGGAAAGACACGAGCCUGUUGCGACCACCACCUCCAGUCCCAUCGCAUCUCCUGCUACCCAGACCCAGCCAGUGGCAGGAUCUGCUCCUGUUCCCGCAGGCUCAGUCUAG